This is a messenger RNA of Centruroides sculpturatus (bark scorpion), 7828 nucleotides long. Its product is annotated as potassium voltage-gated channel protein Shaker-like. Gene Ontology annotation, molecular function: delayed rectifier potassium channel activity; protein binding. Gene Ontology annotation, cellular component: voltage-gated potassium channel complex; membrane. Gene Ontology annotation, biological process: protein homooligomerization; potassium ion transmembrane transport. The coding region runs from base 4089 to 5669 and encodes 526 amino acids. The record is from RefSeq and is a predicted model, not a curated record. The transcript is spliced from 3 exons. NCBI's taxonomy places the organism in Eukaryota, Metazoa, Arthropoda, Arachnida, Scorpiones, Buthidae.
UAUAUUUUAUGGCGUAUUAGUAUAACAUUAAUUUUUAUGUAUAUUAGGAACACUUACUAUGCAAUUACCUCUUUCAGCAAUACUUUCAUAUAUUUGUGACAGGAGAAACAGUGCAUCAAAUAUAGCAUCAUAUUUAUUUGACAACAAAAUAUAUCGAUAGAUCGAAAACGAAUACAUUUCUGAAUUAUUAAUACAUUUAAAAUUCGAAUGUUACAAAUUGUUCAAUUAUUUAUAAAAACUAAAAUUAAAAAUUUACUAGAGAAUACUAAAACUAAAUUGGAAAGUAUUCAAAAAUGUUAUUCAUUUAGUUAGUAUUAGAAAACGUUAGUUUAUUGCGCGAAUAAUUAACGAUCCGUUUAGAUAGUAGGCCCUAUAUUUAAAUAUUUUAUUCUUUUUGUAAAUAUAAAUUACUAGUCAAGGAAUUGCAAACAUUUUUAUCACUUUUAUAGUAAUUAUUUCACGCAACAUUAAAAUUUCGAUAAAUAAAUUUUUGAUUAGUUAUUGUUUCAAGUUUUGUAAGUUCAAAAAUCUUCUCUACAUGAUUUUUAAGAUUUUGAACAAAAAAAUAAAUAUCAUAAAAGGGGAAAAAAGAAUUGUAAGGUGAAGAUAAAAAAUAAAAGAAUUUACUAAUAUUUAAGCAGUGAGUAAUAUUAUAAACUUUUAUUGGAAGAAAAAACUGAAUUAUUUAAAAUCAAAAUUUACUGAAGAAAAAAAAAUCUAAAACUAUGUUUCUAAUAGACAAUGACAUUAACUAUAAGAGAUGUAAUUUCGCAUAAAACUUUUGAAAAAUGAUUCAAAAGUUUAUUGUUUAUAGUAGACAAAUAACACGAUUUAUUUAUUUUUAAAUAACAAAUUAAUGUAACAACAAAUUCUAAAUUCACAAAAUUUUACGAAUGGACUGUUUCUGGUUAGAUCUUUAUUCCAAUAGUUGAUCAGUGUGCUAUAUUGUGUUAUUUAAUAAAUUAAAAUCAAACGAUUACGCAGGCCGCAAUUUAUCAAUUUUAGUUUGAUGCUAAUGUUUUUCUUACAUAACGAAUCAGAAAUAAUGACCUUUAUCAUAACGAGAGUCGAACAUGAAUCCCAUGGGAAGGGAGAAUUCUGAGAUAUCAUAUUCUAAAAAAUGUGUAUGAAACGAAACUAUAACUUAACAUUUAGGGUAAUAUCAUCAAAUAUUGAAGUAAGAAAAUUGUUAAAAAUAGAAUGCGAAAGUAAAGUUAUAAAAAUUUUCUAUAUAAAUAUUCUUGUUAAUAGAAUACCACAUGAUACAAUUUAUAAACUAAAUUUAUAGGAUAUCCAUAUUUAAUGUCGGCAUUUUUUAAUUAAUUAAUUAAUUAAUGCAUAAUUAAUAUGUUUAAAAUUUUUUAUUAGCUUAUGUAACAACUUCGAUAAAAGAACAUAAUGCUACACUAAAAUUACUGAAAUUGUAAAAAUUGGGAGUAGGCAUUUGUUUAAUAACAUCUGUUUUAAUAUUUAAAAAACUGUUUUUUGAAGUUUAUGUCUAAUCAUAUUAGCUAAUUUUUAGGUUAUAUCAAUAUUUAAUUUCAUAAACUAUACUAUUCCUUCAUAAAGGAUAAUCCUCAUUAUUAUACCGUAAUAAAACUCUAGUUAAAAAGAAAUUCAAAUGUAACAGAUAACAUCUUAAAAACAUUAUGCUAAUACAUUUCAUAAUAUGGAUUGUGGUCAAACUAAGGCCUUAUUAUAAAUAUGUUUCAAUAUGAUUGUACAAUAUAUAAAUUAAAUAAUAUUUUUAAAAUGUCGUUCAGAAAAUAUUCUGUUUUUUCUUUACUGUCAAAAUAAAAGUCUAAUAAAACGGUUUGAAUGUAAACAAAAGCAUUUUCAAAUUAGAUAUUAAAGACAGAAUCGAUUAAUGAUUAUUUUAAGUUAAAAUCAGCAAUAUAAAAAGACAAGCGAAUGAUACACAAAACAUGUAAUUUAUUCAUUAUUUACUUUAUUAAUAAUUAACAAUCUUACGAAAUUUCGGACAACUCCCAUUACUAAAUUAGUUUUCUUUCUUAUCACUAGACGGAGUUUGUAUAUUAAAAUUUCCAAUGACUAUCGAGUCUAACGUUAACCCGCCACGUUUAAGAUAAUUCGGGUUUUGUUAUUGGCUGUUUGUUUCUAUAGCAACCAAAUGUACUAGUUCUGUACACAGACGGAACUAGAGAAAUACGAUGAACAGUGGGUUCGCACAUAGUCCUAUUGAAGCUGUCACAUGAUUUAAAAAAAGGACUAAACAACACUACAGAAAAAAAAUGUGCCAUAAAAUGACACGCAAGAAUGACAACGGGAAAGUUUUUAUAUGAAGUGCAAUCAUCGGAUAAAAAAAUGGUGAUAUUUCAUCUUUCCGAAUCCAAUUGCAGGUAAUUUUGAAGAAUUGUCAGUUAUUGCAAAAAUUUAUAGGAAUAUAUUGUUAAACUGAUAGCCAGAUAUGUGAACACCUUUCUUAAAAUAGUCAGCGUGACGCCAUUGUUGAAUUGCGUGUGAGAAGAAUUGUAAUGUGAUAAAACGCUAUGUCUACUCCAAGCAGCGAGAUAUAAUGAAGAGAAAAAGGAAAAACAAGAAAAUUCUCAAUUUCACUUGAUAUAAUUAACAGUUAGAAUGGCUAUGGUAAGAGGGAUCGGAGGUAGAGGAGGAGGAAGAAGUAUGGGUGGACAAUGGGGUAAACGAUCUGGAAACUUCAGUCGACAGCAAAGUUCCGAUCCUAGUAAUCAGUCGGCCUAUUCCAGCAGAAAUGGGUGAGUAAGAUUCUGAACUUACAUACUGGAAUCAAAUAUACUUUAAGUUAAAACAUUUUUAUCGAAACAGAGUUUGUAAACGAUAGGGAUACAUUACCAGAUGGCGCCACCGUUUGACUACAUAAGUUAACUCGAUAAUUUAAUCUGAUUAAUACAUUACGGAAUUAUUGAAUUUUCAUUUAUUAAAAAUAUCAUUAAAUAAAUAUUUUAAAUUUAUUAUACUAUAAUAUUUUCAAUAAAAAUGCUGCUAGGAAAAUAGAUCAAAUUUAUUCAAGAAUAUUUUAAACAUUAUUUAAAUUAACAGUUAAUUAAUAUAUAAAAAGAAACUUGGAUUUGUAAAUAUAAUAUUGGCGUUAGAUUAUUUUCAUCAGAAGUUUAUAGAUCUGUAAUAAGAAAUGAAAACGUAAAGUAAAAAUUAUUAAAUAUUUCGACAGUUAUUAGGAAAUAUAAAGUGUUAUAUAGCUUAAUUAGCAUUUAGAAAAUAAUUAAAAAUUAGCAUUUGGUUCUUUUAAUUCGAUGAUCGAAUUUUGUAAAAAUUGAAAGAAACUAUUUGGCAAUUUUCUCUCGCAAAAAAUUAAAACUGGAAAUUAUAUAAAAGGAGUGUCUUCCGUUUAAGAAUAUCGAUUGAUAGAAAAAUUGCAUCGGUGCCAGUUAAGAGGACAUUAUUUAGACAUUUGUUGUUUCUUCAGCUUUUCUUGUCAUUCUUGAUUUCUUUUUCUUCUCUAAUAAUAAGUUAGAGGUCAAAGAAGGUCUUACAGAACCCUUUCGACUGAAGACGAUAUCCUCAAUUAGUUCGUCAUUUUAAUUAGAUUGUUCUUUACAUAGAUUUAAUCUUUCGAUAUUUAAACUUUCUAAAACAAAUAAUAACUUAUCUUUAGAAAAAGUAAUUUGUAGCAUUUUGAGAGGUAAAUAUACAAAAAAAAAAAAAAAAUUAAUUUUAACAUAACGAUGUUCUAUCAUGUAUUAAAUAAUUAAGGAAAGAAAGAUUUAAUUUUUCAUCCCUAUAAUUAUAAGCUGUAUGCUUCUUUUAUUUCAACUAAUAAAUUUUCAUCUUCUCAUCCUAGAAUAACACAUGGAAUACUAAAUUAUAAAUGAUAAAUGAACUGCUAUUCUUAAAUACCAUUGCAUAAGAAAACUGAAUCAUGUUUAAGAGAUUUUAAAUUUGAUAAAAACCACAGCCCAGACGAUUUUGUCUUCUGUUGCAUCUGAGUUUGCGCAACGAUCGGUAUCACGUGAUUCUCCCCAGUGACACUUGGGAUGCUGGAGAGUCAAAGUGACUACCCACGAAAGAAGUCGGUCCAUCCGAUUCUCUCUGUUUAAAAAGUAUGCAACUUUGUUUAAUUGGCCUAUAUCAUGUUUGCCGUGACGGAAUAUGCUCUGACGGAAUAUUUCUCUUUCAAGUCACUUCCCAAGUUGAGCAGCGAGGAUGUCAGAGGAAAUGAUGGACAACAGAUCCCGUCCAACGACCAAGUGUCCUCGCCAACGAUGCCUGCCUUCGAACCCAUUCCCCAUGAUCACGACUUCUGCGAAAGAGUGGUCAUCAACGUCAGCGGACUAAGGUUCGAAACACAACUAAGAACUCUCAAUCAAUUUCCCGACAGUCUUUUGGGUGAUCCCACUCGAAGAAUUCGCUAUUUCGAUCCAUUGAGAAAUGAAUAUUUCUUCGACAGAAACAGGCCGAGCUUUGAUGCCAUUUUAUAUUAUUAUCAAAGUGGAGGAAGGCUCAGGAGACCAGUUAACGUCCCUUUGGAUGUAUUUUCGGAGGAAAUCAAAUUCUAUGAAUUAGGUGAAUUAGCUCUUAAUAAAUUUCGUGAAGAUGAAGGUUUUAUAAAAGAAGAAGAAAAACCACUUCCUAAAACUGAGUGGAAUAAAAAACUGUGGCUAUUGUUUGAAUAUCCAGAGAGUUCGCAAGGUGCCAGAAUUGUAGCUAUUAUAUCAGUAAUUGUUAUUCUCGCGUCCAUCUUUAUCUUUUGUUUGGAAACCUUGCCAGAAUUCAAACAUUACCGUCUAUUUAACACCUCCAAUAACAUGACAAGAGUUGUGGAGGAUGAAGUGCCGAAAACAACCGAUCCAUUCUUCAUUAUAGAAACGUGUUGUAUUGUUUGGUUUACUUUUGAAUUACUAGUACGUUUUUUAGCCUGUCCUGAUAAACUAGCCUUUUUUAAAGAUCCGAUGAAUAGCAUUGAUUUAGUUGCCAUCAUUCCUUAUUUCAUCACAUUAGCUACUGUUGUGGCAGAACAGAAAGACCUUCAAACACCCCUUACUGUGAAAGACCGAAGUGGAAAUAAUCAGGCAAUGUCUCUGGCUAUUCUGAGAGUCAUUCGUCUUGUCAGAGUCUUUCGAAUAUUUAAGCUUUCUAGGCAUUCUAAAGGUCUUCAAAUUCUUGGACGUACAUUAAAAGCAAGCAUGAGAGAACUAGGAUUGCUCAUAUUUUUCUUGUUUAUUGGUGUGAUAUUAUUCUCUAGUGCUGUGUACUAUGCUGAAGCAGAUUCUGAAAGAUCUUAUUUCAAAAGUAUCCCAGAUGCAUUUUGGUGGGCUGUAGUUACUAUGACGACUGUUGGUUAUGGAGAUAUGACGCCUAUUGGGGUGUGGGGUAAAAUUGUUGGUUCAUUGUGCGCAAUUGCUGGUGUGUUGACAAUUGCUCUUCCUGUACCAGUUAUUGUUUCAAAUUUCAAUUAUUUCUAUCACAGAGAAACGGAUCAGGAAAUGAUGAUGUCGCAGAAUUUUAAUCAUGUAAUCAGCUGUCCAUAUCUUCCGGGCACUGUUGGUAGCAAACUAAAACGAGAAUCUAUGACUGAUUCUGCAUCCGAUAUCUUAGAUUCAGAAGAUGGAAUAUUUAUCAAUAAUGAAGAAUUUCAGAAAAAACACAAUUAUAUGUAUUCAUACAAUAACAAUAACCAGAAUAAUUCCUCUCCAUUUGAAACUGACGUCUGAUGAAUUGGUCUUUAUAUGCCAGCAGGCUGUUAUUGUAUAUUAACUGAAACCAUAUUGGUUUCUAUACAACCUAUUUCAUUGUAGGAUGUGGACAAACACAACUUCUCUUUUUUCUACUCAUCUAUCAUCUCUACUAUUCAUUGUUUUCAUAGGCAAAUUUCACAAAGAAUGGAAUAAUUUGGUGUUAUUGACAAGUAAGCUGAGAAGUUACAUUGUAUUCCAAGAACUGAGUAGCUUAAAGAUUAAAAAAAGGAAUUUCUUUCCGAAAUUCUUAUCAGAGGAAUUCAUAUUUAAAUAUUUCCGAUAAUUUGGUUUUUCGUGCACAGAAAUCAAUGAUAUUAACUAUUUUUUUUCAGUUUUCUUGCUAAGAUACGAUAAGUAUUAAUUCACUAGUCUAGUAACUUUGUAAAAUGUAGUAUAAUCUACCUGCAUGAACAAACUAAAAUUAGAAUUAGUAUAUCUUCGAUAUAAAAUUAGACUUUUCCUACAAAAACUUUUCCCAUUGUAUGUAUAAUAGACCUUUAAUGUAGUUACCAUUUAUAUACCUUAUUCAAAUUGUCAUUAGUAGCUGCUACAUUUCUGAGCGAAACAGAGAGGGAAAGCCAUAAUUAAUUUACUUUUAAAUAUUAAAAAGUAUAUCAUUAUUAAUAAAACCUGUACAAAAGUUAAAACUAACCAUUUAUUUGUUUAUAAGUUUAAAAUUUGUUGUAUAAGUAUGGCAUCGUCUCAUUAAGUGCUCUUAUUGGAACUUUUUGUUAUCACGUAGGAAGAUAUCAUCAUAUAAAAAUAAAUUUUAACACUGAAGUAAGCAAAGAGGAUCUUAGAAAAUGAGGCCAGUAUGAUUGUUAUAAUAAUGUCAAUAUGCUUUCUUUAAUAGUGUAUAUCGAAGUAUCUAAUUAAUCUAUGUCUAUUUAUUCCUCGCAUUUCCAACUCAUAAGAUUUUUACAUGAAAUUUGAAAUUGCCAAAAUUUGUCUCCGCUGUAUAUAUGUAAUGAAUAUUUUCUGCAAUCAAAAUUUAUAAAGUGCAAUUAAAUUAUUGUAUGUGCAUUUUUAUUCUUUGCAAUAUGUAUUACUCGCCUAACUACUAGUAUUUAAUCAUAUAUUAUUUAUCAUUAAUCUUUCUGGUAACAGGAAAUGUUAUCUUCUGAAUUAUUUUAACAAAAUCAUAGCUGAUAGUAAAUAGGCUAUAUAAAUUCGUUAUAACGAACCUUCCUUUUAACCUUCUUUUAAAUAUUUACUCCAAAUUUUACGUAUAAAUCAAUUAAGUUAGCAUUAGUUUAAAUGAUCCUUCAAUUAUAAUGAAUUAUAAUUUUGCUUACUUCCUGAUGUAAAUUCUAAUAACCAACCAUUCAAAAUGCUUGUUGAUAAAUUCUUCAUUAUUUUAAAUUAUUAGUUGUUUGAUAGUCAGGUCAUUAUUUUAUUUUAUUAAAUAUUAAAAUAGUAAUUCUUUUUUAAAAAGAAAUAAUUAUUGUAAUAAAAUCAUAAACUUUUUAUUUAAUAUGAUAAGCUUUAUAGUAAUUCGUGCUUAUAACAGAAUGAAAAGUCGUCAGGUUAACAUAAGUCAUUGACAGUUCUAUCUAAUAAGAUAUUUAGAAAAUAUUGGCCAUCUACCUAGAGUAGUUAACAUAUAAAAAUGAACUAAUACAAGAAAAUAUUUAAAUUACUGAGUAAGAAUCUGUAAGAAUAGAAAAGUAUCAAAGCUGUUGUUUUGAUUAAUUUUAGCUGUUGAUUUUGCAUUUUGAAACAAAAUUUCAUCUAAGAGAUUAUAUUCAUUGGUUGUAAAUCCAAGAAUUAUGUAACUAGUGAAUUACUUUAAUCCUUUCUGACAUGGAAGUUUCAAAUUAAAUCAUAUCGAGAAUGAUUUUUAAUUCAUUAUUAAUAAGCCGGAUUAAAUAACCCUUGUUUCGUACUGUAAAUGCUCUCUCCAGGAAAUAUUUGAACUAUUUAAAUGAGAAAAAUUUUAUCAUCAGAGAAGUGUGUUUAUGUUUCAGUAAAAUUGAUUUUUAAAUCCUAAAAAAAAAUAGUUUCCAUUUAUAAUAGUUUUGUUUUCUUAGCAACUUCAUAUUUUUCAUAUAUUCAAAAUAACUCGAACAUAUUUGUAUAUUAUAUUAUUAGAUAUAAAUGCAAAGGUUAUAAUUGAAACCAUUGUGAGCAUUCGC